AUGUCACGCAAUGAAGAUCAGCCACAAUUGGUUGAUUCUCUGACCAUAUCUCCUACAGUUCUCCAUCAUUUAGUGGAACAAAUGCAAACCCUCCAAAUGCGACUAGAGCAGCUUGAACGACAAAAAGUCAUCAGCGAUACGCAAAGCUUGGCGGAGAUCACUGCUGCUUACGAUAUCUCACCUAUACCUUCUCGACUCUCGAUAGCCAACGCAAUCUCGAAAGUUGAUCUGAAAAGAAGUCUAAUUAAAACAAGAAGUCUGAUCAAAACAGGGAAAUUUGCAGUCAAUCAUCAGCGCAAAAAGCAGUUGGAAACUAGGUUGGAUGCAGACGAAAUCACCCUUAUUGACGAAGAAGAUGAAGGCGGCGCCGCUCAUCCUCAAUCACUAUCUCCACAGAACAUUAUUCCUAUAGAACAAAUGCGAGGAGGCGACGUGGUAUCCAAGCCUGCCAACGACAAUGCAUCUGUUGAGACGUCCACUUUGUACUCUGAUACCAUGGAUACAAUGUCCGGCUGCCGAACGCCAUCACUGGUUUUAUCAGGAUCAAUGGAGACAGUAUCAAGCAAUGAUACACCAUCCACAUCGCAAAUCUUGCAUGUUUUUCCAAGAGUAACAAGCCUAGAACAUUAUGAUACAUCUUUGCAGUCGUCGGUGAUAGAGAGUCCCCCAGGCGUUGAACAAGAUGAUGGACCAUCUACGACUGGAGCUCGUACAAGACAAUUGACCUCGGUGUCUGCCAUUGGAGCUAGCCCUGUGUCCCAAAUAUCGGAAAACACCUCUCUUCACACAGGCCAAAUGCCGACGUAUGGAAGAUGUUAUUCUUCGUUUUUUCCCACUAACUUCAUCCCGCCUUCACCGUCAUUCGCGGGAAGCACUGGAAGACUCUCUUUGGCCACAAGUAUGCGUGAGCUGAGGCCAAACUUUGAGCAGUCAGAAAGUUGCCUAAAUUUACUCGAUCAUGUUGAGAUAUCGCCAAAUUGUUCAUCUAUAGAACUGAGUGCAAUGACCUCAAGCAACUCGACAUUGAAUCUGCCACAACCAAAGAAGCUGAAUCGAGCAAAGAGAUGGCUUACCAAAAAAUUGGCUGUGUCUCCCAAGCUCAAGUCAUCGACCAGUGCACCAGUACUAGGUACGCACAAGCAGCCAGGUCUACUCUCGCGAAAGUGGUCCAAGCUAGUGGGUAGAGUGUAG
This is a messenger RNA of Umbelopsis ramanniana AG, 1191 nucleotides long. RefSeq lists its product as uncharacterized. The transcript has a single exon. Bases 1 to 1191 code for a protein of 396 amino acids. Lineage: Eukaryota; Fungi; Mucoromycota; Umbelopsidomycetes; Umbelopsidales; Umbelopsidaceae. The record is from RefSeq and is a predicted model, not a curated record.